AAAAAGAAUUUUGUAGGUGAAAUUAUACAAUCUCUCUAUUUCUCUCUUAUCUCAAAAUUAUACAUGGAGCAAAGUGAUGAAAUCCCGAUACAGUCCAGCAAUCUUUCGAGAAAAAUCGUAGCGAUUUCUGCUGGAGAAGCACACACUCUCGCUCUAACUGGAGAUGGAAAGGUGUAUUCUUGGGGGAGAGGGACAUUCGGCCGGCUCGGCACCGGUUCGGAGGAGGACCGGAACCUUCCGGUUCUGGUUAAAUUCUUCGGUUCCGGUGAUGAGAGGGAAGAGAAGCUCAAGAUUGUUGCAAUUGCUGCUGGGGCAUAUCACAGUCUUGCUCUUGCUGAUGAUGGAUCAGUGUGGGGAUGGGGUUAUGGCUCGUAUGGCCAAAUUGGUGCUUCCGGAGAAAACUCUAUGGUGCCUCGCUUAUUAGACGGUUUCUUUGGACUGGGGUCCCCGGGUUCUUCAGCACAGGAUUAUGAAACGAAGAGAGGGAAGCCGCUUAAGAUUUCGUCUGUCAAAGCUGGGGGAAUGAUGUCACUGGCGAUAGACGAUAUUGGGUCGCUUUGGAUGUGGGGGAACUGUCCCCAUCCUCCGCAGACCGGAUCAUCGGAAGGAGACCUUGAACAUGAAAGUAUCUCGGCGCCAGCUCCGGUCUGGGAUUUCCAUGGACACACUGUUGUUAAGGUUGCGUGUGGUGACGAGCACGUUGUUGCAUUAGUCAGUGCUGGAGAGGCAUAUGAAGGCGGCGACCUGCUGUGCUACUCAUGGGGAAGUAACAGCAACGGCCAAUUAGGAUUGGGCGAUACGGAAAGCAGGUGGCAACCGGCAAUGGUGGAAACGUUCAACUUAGAGUCCCCGUGGGAGGUCUACGAUAUAGCUUGUGGUAAGUCGCAUACGGCUCUACUGGCUCAGAGGAAGAGACCGAGUGACACUUUAGAGAGUGUUUGCUGGACGUUCGGCUUGGGGGACAACGGGCAGCUUGGUCACGGAACCACCCAAAAUCUAACGUCCCCUCAACUCGUAAAGGGAUUGCCAGAGACUGUGUUCCUGGUAUCGGUAGAUUGUGGCUUGUUCCACACGAGUGUCGUCUCGUCUGCUGGAGAGGUGUGGGCUUGGGGAAUGGAGAGGGGCCUAGGUCUAUGUCCCAAUGCUAGGUAUUUUGGGGCGGAUGCGGGAGAUGCUCUUUCUCCUUUAUUGAUUCCUUGCAAUGGGGUAUACGACCCCCGGUUCCCGGAGCCUUUGCAGGUUGCGUGCGGUGCAGCCCACACGGUUCUUGUUGCAGACUCUGGGUAUAAGCUCUGGUCGUGGGGUAGGGGACGAAGUGGUGUCCUUGGAAAUGGUAGGACGGACGAUUGCUACGUCCCCACCUUAGCACUAUGGCCUCUUCUCUCCGAGGAUUUCAAAGAAGAGAAAGCAAACAAUGUGGAGCAAACCGAGCCUGUCGGAAAAAAAACUCCCGAAGGAAGUGUGGAAGCAGAUAAAAAACUGUCCGCGGCAAUGGCUGAGAUGCAGCUUCUCCAAUCAAAACUUUCGGUAGUGGAAAGAUACGCAAGCAUGCUUCAUGGCUCGAUUUUUGGGAGGCCUCUCCAAGACCACGAGAUAGCCUCUCUCCAGGAGAACACUAAAUCUGAUAUUGCAAAAGAGUGGGAGGCUAUGCUGGAAUCAUCGGAUCAGAGGAAACUCGCACACCUAGAAAUGUUCUACCGUAACAUGCUUGCCGGUGUGAAAGAUAAGCUGAUGAAGAAAAGGAUACAAGAGAUCGUGAAGGAGUGCCUUAAAUCACAGGCUACCACCCGAACUGAAUGAAUGCAGUCGUGAUUUGCAAAUAGCGGGUACAGAUGCCAACGACUCAGGUUAUUACGUUCCAAGUAUCUUUGUGUACAAUGUGUAGCAUUUAAUACCUUCUGAAUCAAGUUUGUUCUCACAUGCAUGCUUGAUUAGAUCUCACGUUAUCGGCUUUGUAUUCGUGUCGAAAAAGCUAUAGUCCAACAGAAUGUGAUUGUACUAGUUUGUAGUCCCCGUAAUUCGUGGUUUGUUGUCCAGCAUUUCUUGCAUUAAAUUGAAUAAGAAUGCUUUUCCUUUACUUUA
This is a messenger RNA of Salvia hispanica, 2082 nucleotides long. RefSeq names its product Regulator of chromosome condensation (RCC1) family protein. The record is from RefSeq and is a predicted model, not a curated record. NCBI's taxonomy places the organism in Eukaryota, Viridiplantae, Streptophyta, Magnoliopsida, Lamiales, Lamiaceae.